Messenger RNA from Pyricularia grisea, 438 nucleotides. RefSeq lists its product as uncharacterized. The transcript is spliced from 2 exons. The record is from RefSeq and is a predicted model, not a curated record. The coding region runs from base 1 to 438 and encodes 145 amino acids. Lineage: Eukaryota; Fungi; Ascomycota; Sordariomycetes; Magnaporthales; Pyriculariaceae.
AUGCUUUUCAAAACCUGCGUCAUCCUCGGCCUCGCCGCUAUUGCCUCUACCCAGAAAUGCGCGGGCUCCAUUGAUGGCGGCACCUCGUGCAGCACCUAUGUCAGCCCUGCCAACGCAGAGGUUAACAUCGCCGGUACCAGGAACCUGUAUAAACGUGACGCAUCCGCAAAGAAGAAGUAUAUGCAGGCGUUUCCGUAUGGAUUCUGGGAGCUAGCAACAUCGGGUGAAGAGAAUCUCUGUGGAAUUAGGGCGCUUGUGUACAGCUUACAGCAUCAGAUGCCAGGGCUUGAGCACAUUUUUGACGAGCACGAAAUGCAAAAUCUUGCCUAUACGGGGCCAGUUGAUGGAAUUGUUUGGAUUUCACACCAAGAUAACCACUAUGAAGGGCUUGCACCAGCUACGGCAGAAGAUUACAGAAAACAUAAGGAGGAGUGUUGA